GUUUAAAAAUAUGGCAUCGUAUCAAAUUGAUUGUGGAUAUCCGACGGCAAAUCAGUUUUUAACAUCCAGUCAUCUGCUAACAAGCGGUCAUCCAAAUGUGCAAUCACCUUUAGCGGCCACAACUCUUACCUCCACUUCGUCUUCAAUAAGUCCCUCACCCGCUGCCGGAGCUGAUAAUAGUGUAACUAGCAGUAAUAGCGACAGUUCGGUGGGUACUCUGACACCAGAUGCGGUCUCACAAACCUCAGCCUUAGGUAGUACAACUACCUCAACGGCCGCCUGCAGUUCGCUGGAGAAUCCUGCUAAUCCAUAUCCCUUGACCGCCACUGCUACUGCAAUUUCUCCCAAUUGUUGUGAUAAUGGGCGACCGAUGGUAACGGACCCUAUAACGGGUCAAUCCAUUUGUUCUUGUCAAUAUGAUGCUAAUAACACAACAAGACUGUCUUCAUUGGGUUCCUAUCCACGUUUGUCGUCUACCACUCCGGUAGCGGGAGUGGGCAUGAGUGUUUUUGGUUCAACAUAUCCUUCGAAUGAUCAAAAUCCUUAUCCCAGCAUAGCUGUGGAAAGUGCUACGCCGUUCUACACAAGUUUGACAACCCCCUAUGCCUUAAAAGAUACUGCAAGCAGUGCGGCAGCAUGGACAUCGACGCCGUUGCAGCCAUCCAGUUACUAUACGUAUGAUCCAACAUUUGGUGCGUGCGGUUAUGGCGCCAGUUAUGAUUUAGCAUCACGUCGCAAGAAUGCUACACGAGAGUCGACGGCAACACUGAAGGCCUGGCUAAAUGAACACAUGAAAAAUCCAUAUCCAACCAAAGGCGAGAAGAUCAUGCUGGCAAUAAUCACUAAAAUGACUCUGACGCAGGUCUCCACAUGGUUUGCGAAUGCUCGUAGACGUUUGAAGAAGGAAAACAAAAUGACAUGGGAACCCAAGAAUCGUACAGAAGACGAAGAUGCUCUGGGCUCAGAUGAGGAAAAAGAACAUGAAGACGAUGCCAGAAUACGAUCGACAUCAAGUACAGCAAGUGUAGCUGCAUCUGCUGCUGCCGCUGUUGCAACCGUACCAUUGCAGACGCCAGUUAUGCCAACGCUUAAGCGUGUGGAAUACGAAACGCAUUUAAGUGCAACAGGUGGUAAUGGCGCUAUGGGUCUUAACAACAAUGUGGCAAACAGUGGUGGUGCAUUGGCUGGCGUGGGUGUUGCAACAGAUCUCAGUGGAAAUCAUCAUAGUAUUACAGGAUUAAGCACGCAAGUGAAAGAUCCCUACCACUUGGCUUUACCUCAAAACUUGCAACAGUAUUCAACAAAUUUCUACUAUACCAAUGCCGCUGCUGCAGCAGCUGUCAAUCAACAAUAUUCACAUACCCAGCAUGCAACAUCACUAUCACCAACAAUGAGACCUCAAAUCAGUUACGACACAUCUCUAUUAAUGCCUCCUCAACAUCACUUGUUGUCAUCAUCGUCGUCGUCAGCAGCAGCAGCAUCUUCAUCAGCGGCAGCCGCAGGUUACACUGUGGAACGCCGAUAGCACCAAAUGUAGUUUAAUAUUUUUAUACAAACACGUGUCCAUUGACAUGGAAAACAAAGAAACAAAAAUUGAAAAUAUUGCAAACAAAAAAAAAAAAAAAUAUGAAACAUCCAAAACAAUUAUUACUUUUUUAAUUUAAAUAUUUAAAACAAAAAACUAAAACAAAAUUCAACUGUUGUAAACGUAAAAAACUAAAAAAAAACUAUAUUCUCUAACUGGGCACAAGUGCAAAAAGAAAAAAAAUAUAAUAAGAACCAAAUAUUGUGUUGUAUUGUCUAUAGUAUUAUUUUAUUUUUUUAUUAUUAUUAUUUAAUAUUAUUUGUUUAUUAUUAAAAAAACAAA
Messenger RNA from Calliphora vicina (urban bluebottle blowfly), 1867 nucleotides. RefSeq names its product homeobox protein caupolican-like. The transcript has 5 exons. Bases 11 to 1525 code for a protein of 504 amino acids. Gene Ontology annotation, biological process: regulation of transcription by RNA polymerase II; neuron differentiation; cell development. Lineage: Eukaryota; Metazoa; Arthropoda; Insecta; Diptera; Calliphoridae. Gene Ontology annotation, cellular component: nucleus. Gene Ontology annotation, molecular function: DNA-binding transcription factor activity, RNA polymerase II-specific; RNA polymerase II cis-regulatory region sequence-specific DNA binding. The record is from RefSeq and is a predicted model, not a curated record.